Molecule: messenger RNA, 6203 nt
Organism: Manis javanica (Malayan pangolin)
Lineage: Eukaryota; Metazoa; Chordata; Mammalia; Pholidota; Manidae
Source: RefSeq, a predicted model, not a curated record
GGUCAUAACGCUGUAACACCCAUAAUAUGAUCCUGUGCAACGGUCCCCUCAGAGGCAGAACCAGCGACCUCCUUGUCAUUGCCUAAGGAAAAAGCACACACAUACACACGAUGAAGUGGAGUUUGUUGACCUAAAUAAUAGUGAGAACCAUGAACUGAAUGGAGAUCUGUGCAGCGCUGUGCUGAGGCCUUUACACACAUGUUCACUUAAUCUUCACAACUCUGCAAGUUCCUUGGAGGAUCAGGAAUCCAGGAAUGUCCACGGGUGGCUCUGGAUCUUUCAUAAGGUUGGAGGCCAGAUGUCACACCAUAUUGUAGUCAUCUACAUACACGCUUGACUAGGUGCCUGUGUGGUUCCUGCUGGAAGAGCUGUCCGGCGCCCCACCCUUCCUGCUCGUCUGCAGAACUACCUCCUCCUCCCCCAGCGUGGGGAUCCAGCUUGGGAAGUACCUGGAGUGCCAACGUAACGAGACAGCACGUGUGCGCACACUGCGCUUGUUCCUGAGCCGCGACCCCACGUCCCUCAGCAGCAAAGAGAAAUAGGAAAGAAACGGAAGUGAGAAACCAUUCCAACCUCUCAAAUUAAACAUCAGUGAAGGAUAUUCUUCCUCACGUCGGAGGAUCUCUGCCUCUGCCAGCCCCGCUCCUUUACCCUCCUUGAAUGAAGCUUUGUUUCACCAUCUAAGUUUCAAAAGACAUCUACAGCCCCUUUGGAAACAGAACUACAUAAAAAUUUAGAAAUGUGAAGACCACAAAGAUAAAUAAGCUAAAAGAUGUGGUUUUGACAGUUUCCUGGAAGUAUUUUACAUUCUGAAUCAGCUGACUACACUAGGACGUGGCCUUCUCCAUGUUUCUGUAGCCAGCGACAUGGCCUGACACCUUGACGACUGGUCUCAGGGCCCUUCGGUGCACUGGCUGGUGCACCAUGGAACUGAAAGUAUGGGUGGAUGGAGUUCAGAGGAUUGUUUGUGGGGUCACCGAAGUCACGACUUGCCAGGAAGUUGUAAUAGCCUUAGCUCAAGCAAUAGGUCGAACUGGAAGGUACACUCUUAUAGAAAAAUGGAGAGAUACCGAAAGGCACUUAGCACCUCAUGAAAAUCCCAUCAUAUCCUUAAACAAGUGGGGGCAGUAUGCUAGUGAUGUGCAGCUCAUUUUACGUCGAACGGGGCCAUCUCUCAGUGAGCGACCCACGUCGGAUAGUGUGGCACGAAUUCCUGAAAGAACUUUAUACAGGCAGAGUUUGCCCCCCUUAGCCAAACUGAGGCCUCAGAUUGACAAAUCAAUCAAAAGGAGAGAACCUAAGAGGAAAUCACUAACAUUUACAGGAGGUGCCAAAGGAUUGAUGGACAUUUUUGGGAAAGGUAAAGAAACUGAAUUUAAGCAAAAGGUGCUGAAUAACUGCAAAACAACAGCGGAUGAGUUAAAGAAGCUGAUUCGUUUGCAGACAGAGAAGCUUCAAUCCAUUGAGAAAGAGCUAGAAUCGAAUGAAAUUGAAAUACAGUUCUGGGAGCAAAAAUACAGUUCUAACCUUGAAGAGGAAAUUGUCCACCUGGAGCAAAAGAUCAAAAGAAAUGAUGUAGAAAUUGAAGAGGAAGAAUUUUGGGAAAAUGAAUUACAGAUUGAACAAGAAAAUGAAAAACAGCUGAAGGAUCAACUUCAGGAAAUACGACAGAAAAUAACAGAAUGUGAGAGCAAAUUAAAGGACUAUUUGGCUCAGAUCCAGACUAUGGAAAGCGGUCUGGAAGCAGAAAAACUGCAACGGGAAGUUCAGGAGGCACAAGUCAAUGAAGAAGAGGUCAAAGGAAAGAUCGGGAAGGUCAAAGGGGAAAUUGACAUUCAAGGCCAGCAGAGCCUGAGGCUGGAAAAUGGCAUUAAAGCUGUGGAACGAUCUCUUGGACAAGCCACCAAACGAUUGCAGGACAAAGAACAAGAACUGGAGCAGUUGACUAAAGAGCUCCGGCAGGUCAAUCUCCAGCAGUUCAUCCAGCAGACGGGGACAAAGGUCACUGUUCUGCCAGCAGAGCCCGUGGACAUAGAGGCCUCGCAUGCAGAUGUAGAAAGGGAGGCACCCUUCCAGUCUGGGUCCCUGAAGCGGCCUGCUUCAUCUCGGCAGCUCCCCAGUAAUCUUCGCAUCCUGCAGAACCCAAUCUCAUCUGGUUUCAACCCUGAAGGCAUAUAUGUAUAACAUUAUCUGUCUUCAGGAGAGAGACCCAACAAAGGUACCAAGGACAGUAAAAUUCCUUCUUUGUGCCAGUGAUGAAAAGAGGAUCUAUUUCACAAGCCACCAUAUCUUGUUUCUGUCCUGAAUUGCCCACCACUUGGAGCCAUACCCUGUGCACUGAUGCUAAAGAACAAAGAAACUGUGUUUUCGCACAUCAACAGUGUUGACGUUUUUGUCCGGCAGCUGUAAUGCAAAGCCUUCCUUUUUAUUUGUAGCAUUUUGAGAGCAAUUAGGAAAGUAUUAUACUGUGUGUAUACAUAAAUAAAACCAUGACUUAAGAUGAAGAGAAAUAUGUGACUGGCUUAGUUUAAUUUAUUCCAUGUAAUCAAUUAAUGUGUGAAUGUUGAUGUUUUAAUAUUUUUUAUUAAUAUUUCUCCUGUGACUGAAUUACAUUGUAUAUUGUGCGAUUAUGACUUUGUGCAUGUUUCCAGACUCCAUCCACGCUGAUUUACAACUACACAAGUGUCAGAGGGGGCUCCGCCUUUGAAACUAAUUCCAGAGGAGCCCACGUGCAUUUAUUUAGCGAGCCUGUCCCCGCCAUUGCUUAAAUAGGUGACAUAAUUCAGGCUUUCUCUUUAACGUGGAGUGUAAUCUUUCCUUUACAGUAUUUCCAAUAUAUGAAUGACCACUUAACAGAACAGAAAUACUUUUCAUAAGGUAAAUUAUAUGCUUAAAAGCUUUGCUGUCCUUCAGACACUGAAAAAAAUGAACAACAAAAAAAGUACAUUUGAACAAAAAUGUCGUCGUUUGCAUAUAUAUGCAAACAGGCACAGGUUUCCUGCUAACAUUGUGUUUGUUGUGUUUCUGCCCUACCUUAUUUUAAUGUCAUGGAUCCUCAGAGUUGCCAUAAUACAUAAGUUAGAGAUGUCUGAGGACCUGGAUGGCCUACUUCAGGAAGAUUGCUUGAAGUGAUAUAUUUUUUAAAUAACCCACUUCAUGUGUAUGUCUGUUGGUGUAAGCACCCACGGAUAAGUUACUGUUUGCACAUGAUUUACUCUGAACAUAAUGGACAAUUGUGAUUUCUCCAAUAUCUUAGAUAGAAAGUACAUUGGAGUUAGGUACUUUUUUACUAAGGAAAAAAAGUUAAGUUCAGUGUUGAUUUUCAUUUUUGAGCUUGACUUUUACAGAACAUUAAUUUCCAUUUGUACAUAUAUUUUCUUAUUUAUAAAACCAAAAAUAAGUCAACACACCUCCCAGGAGUAGUGACUUAACUAAAAUUCACAAGUAAUAUCUAGAUAGAUGUGGUCAGAUACCUCUUAGUCAUUUUUACAUUCCCUCGGAUCAAAAUUUGGUACAAUAUAAUUAAGACUUUAAUCUGAAAUUUAAAGUAGAUUUUAAUUCUGAAGAAAAUCCAUACUCUGUUAUUUACAUACAACAAAGUAGAAGUGGAUUAGUAUAUUAAUGCCAUGGUAACAAUAAAAAGAUGUAAGUUGUAUUUUAUGCAUGAGGGCAGCUUUGGAUGUUUUAACACAUUUGACUUAUUUUUGGUUUAAUGAAUGCUGAGAAUGCUGCUAUAUUUAGAUUUCCAAUGAAAAACUUUAAGAAUGGCAAUGAAAAUACAUAGAAGCUUCUAGAGAACUGAAAAUAAUACAGAGUUGCCUCUUCUAGUCCAGCUAAAUGGCAGACCUCAACUAAAGGUGUUUUCUUUGGGUUUUUGGAGUCCUGCUUGACCUUGCCAUUAUACUAUUUUGCAAAUAACUUGAGAAAUAAAUUAUUCUUUCCUAAGUAACCACAACCUAUACACAUUUGCUCUGAAUUUAUAAUAGUUAUUUCAUUUCUACAUAUAUCUAAAAACAAGAAUUUAAAAGAUCAAAAUAAUUUGUAGAUCUUGUGACAAUAGUGGUUUACGGAUGUCCAAUAUAUGCCUUAUUUUUAAAGGAUUCUGUCCUAUACUGUCAUUUUGUUACUGUCCAGAAAAAUUAAGAUCUUAUUCACAAAGAAAAACGUUUUUAUUAAUUGAUCACAUUCUAUUCAAAUCAAAAUGUUAAACUGAAGAUAUAUUUAACUUUGCAAUUUUUAAUUGCAAAGAUGCCUUUGAUGUGCCGUGGAAAACAUAAAGUCAAUAUACAACUUAAUGUUGUAAAUUAUUAUCAGUAUUAACUCAAUAACUUUAAAGAAAGACUGCUAGCAUUCCUGACAACUUCAUCUGAAUUUUUAAGCUGCCAAAUAAUCUUUAUGGACCUAAUUACAGAUAGAAAUAAUACUAUUUCUUAGUUGAGAAGAGUAUAAAAAUGUGAAUUUGAUGUAUACAUUGAGCAAUUAUACACUUUUUAAUCAGUUAUAUUGCUUCUUGAAGAACAUCUCUAAGAAAUAUUUUCUAAUUCUUUUUCUAAAACAAAGGAGAGAAAACUCAUUUCCCUAGAACAUCUUUAAAACAUUUUAGUCUAUUCCUAAUCAUUUUUAUCUAUUGUGAAGACAAAUGAGUUAUGUUAAGUGCUACAUCUUUAGAUACAUUUUGGAGGGGGGAUUGGGCAAUGGGUACAAAAAUACUAAAUAUAAAACUUUGUGUCUGGGGGAAUAUUCAGGUUCUAAUACUAAAUUAGUUUACAGGUUUGGGGGUUUUUUUUUUAGUUAUACUGCAAGUUUUAUUGUGAUUUUCUACAAGUAUUAAGUACAUUGGAUGAUAAUUUUUCUCUUACCCAGGAGUAAUUUGAAAUAUCAUUGGUAUAUUUCACCUUUUGAGUAUCUCUCAUACUCAGAGAAUGAUCUGUAGUAUCUGCUUCAGUCCUUCUGUUGCUCUUAUGAGACAUUUUGGCUUGUUAGCAUUUUUGUGUGUCCUGGUGCACAGGGAAUUUAUAUGGGAGCCUUCAGUUGGUAUUAAUAAAUACGAGUUACCCAUCUAAUUCCCUCAGUCAUCCCUGAACUCUAAUCAAUUCCCACAAUUCAGAUUAGCUAUAAACAAGCUAAAAAAAAAAGACUACUACAGUAAAAAUACAUAACUUGUGGCAUGAAUGUGAAUUUUAAUUGUGUUUAAGAAAAACAAAUAAGCACUUGCUUCCAGAGCAUAAAUAAAUUUGUACCUGCAUUAAAAGAAUAUUUUCUUUGUGAAUAAGAGCAAAAUGGUCUUUAGAGAAAAGAAACUUCAUUUAAAGCCAUUUUCCCAAGUUAGAACUACACUAACGGAUUGAGAAAAUAACAAAAAUGCAAAAACUCUUGAUCGCUUGUGUGGUGGGGGUGGGCAGAUGGACAGUCCCUGUGCGCAUUGCCUUUGAGAAAUUGGGCCUUAAUUUACGUGUAAAUAGCAACUCUGUGCUCCCUUCCCUACUCUACCUGAAGUUGUCUUUAUCAGUCUAUGUUGUAUUAAGACAUAGCUCAUAAGUAUUACUUUUAUAUUAUGUCCAUUUUUUUAAGUUGCAUGUUUAUACCCUUUGCUACUGUAUUUUUCAGUUUUGGGUGAAGGCCAUCAGCUGUAUGGAGAAGACAAAACAAUCACUAUUUAUUCAGUAUUGCUGCUUGAGAUUUCCAAAAUAAGCUUUCGAGGCCAGAAUAGUUACUGCUUGAAAGCUGCAGGAGCUCAAUUCCAAUGCAUUUUAUAUAUUUUUAGAAACCAAAUAAAUGCAAAUAACUAUUUAGUAUACUAAUUAUAUUAAACCAGCAGAAAUAUAAAGGCAAUAAAGUAUAUACAUAUAUAUAUGGGGGGAAGGGAAAGAUUAAAAAAUAGGUUUACAGCAGACAUGGUGACAGCCCCAAAUGUAUUUCUCAAUCAGUCUUUCUUUAUUGACCCAAGCAGGAUUUGAGUUACUGCAGCUUUAAACAGAAAAUUGCCAUGUUCACUAAUUGUGGACACAUAAAUAUGCGUUUAGUACUGCUUUGCUUAUGUACAAAUAAAAUAUCUGUAAUCUGUAUUAUAUGUAAUUAUUCUCUUCUUUUGACUUUAUUUCAACAUGUGUAUUUGCUGAUUAUUAUCAUGAGCUGUAAACAAAGGAUCGAUAUCUGAUCGUCUCCCAAAUAAUAAAUUUUCAGGAUUCAUUGGGGCAUUACAA